UCGCAGCGGCGCUCGGGAGCCCGGCGGCUGGGCCAGGCGGCGCCUCGGGGGCUGCUGCGAGCCCGCGCCUAGAGCUGCCGCCCCAGGGAGCCCGCCACGGCCGCGCCCCGGGCACGCUCGGCGGCGCCCAACGAUGACCGCUCCCUGGCGGCGCCUCCGGAGUCUGGUUUGGGAAUACUGGGCCGGGCUCCUCGUGUGCGCCUUCUGGAUCCCGGACUCGCGCGGGAUGCCCCACGUCAUCCGGAUCGGGGGUAUCUUCGAGUAUGCCGACGGCCCCAACGCCCAGGUCAUGAACGCCGAGGAGCACGCCUUUCGGUUUUCUGCCAACAUCAUCAACAGGAACAGGACUCUGCUGCCCAACACGACCUUGACCUAUGACAUCCAGAGGAUCCACUUCCAUGACAGCUUCGAGGCCACCAAGAAGGCCUGUGACCAGCUGGCGCUGGGCGUGGUGGCCAUCUUCGGGCCUUCCCAGGGCUCCUGCACCAAUGCCGUGCAGUCCAUCUGCAAUGCCCUGGAGGUGCCCCACAUUCAGCUGCGCUGGAAGCACCACCCGCUGGACAAUAAGGACACCUUCUACGUGAACCUCUACCCCGACUACGCCUCUCUCAGCCACGCCAUCCUCGACCUGGUGCAGUACCUCAAGUGGCGGUCGGCCACCGUGGUCUAUGACGACAGCACAGGGCUUAUCCGGCUGCAGGAGCUCAUCAUGGCCCCAUCGAGAUACAACAUCCGCCUGAAGAUCCGCCAGCUCCCCAUCGACUCCGACGACUCGCGGCCCCUGCUCAAGGAGAUGAAGCGCGGCCGGGAGUUCCGCAUCAUCUUCGACUGCAGCCACACCAUGGCGGUGCAGAUCCUCAAGCAGGCCAUGGCCAUGGGCAUGAUGACCGAGUACUACCACUUCAUCUUCACCACUCUGGACCUGUACGCCCUGGACCUGGAGCCCUACCGCUAUUCGGGGGUGAACCUGACUGGCUUCCGCAUCCUCAACGUGGACAACCCGCACGUCUCGGCCAUCGUGGAGAAGUGGUCCAUGGAGCGGCUGCAGGCGGCGCCCAGGGUGGAGUCGGGCCUGUUGGACGGGGUGAUGAUGACGGACGCGGCCCUGCUGUAUGACGCUGUCCACAUCGUGUCCGUGUGCUACCAGCGGGCGCCUCAGAUGACCGUGAACUCCCUGCAGUGCCACCGGCACAAGGCCUGGCGCUUUGGCGGCCGCUUUAUGAACUUCAUCAAGGAGGCUCAGUGGGAAGGAUUAACUGGACGGAUUGUUUUCAACAAAACCAGUGGCUUGCGCACAGAUUUUGAUCUGGACAUCAUCAGCCUGAAGGAAGACGGCCUGGAGAAGGUUGGGGUGUGGAGUCCUGCCGACGGGCUCAACAUCACCGAAGUCGCCAAGGGCCGAGGCCCUAAUGUCACCGACUCUCUGACGAACCGGUCCCUGAUCGUCACCACGGUGCUGGAGGAGCCCUUCGUCAUGUUCCGCAAGUCGGACAGGACCCUGUACGGCAAUGACCGCUUUGAGGGCUACUGCAUCGACCUGCUCAAGGAGCUGUCCCACAUCCUGGGCUUCUCCUACGAGAUCCGGCUGGUGGAGGACGGCAAGUACGGGGCGCAGGACGACAAGGGCCAGUGGAACGGCAUGAUCAAGGAGCUCAUUGACCACAAGGCAGAUCUGGCCGUGGCCCCCCUGACCAUCACCCAUGUCCGGGAGAAAGCCAUCGACUUCUCCAAGCCCUUCAUGACGCUCGGCGUGAGCAUCCUCUAUCGCAAGCCCAAUGGCACCAACCCCAGUGUCUUCUCCUUCCUCAAUCCCCUGUCCCCAGACAUCUGGAUGUACGUGCUCCUCGCCUAUCUGGGUGUCAGCUGUGUCCUCUUUGUCAUCGCCAGGUUCAGCCCCUACGAAUGGUACGACGCUCACCCCUGCAACCCUGGCUCCGAGGUGGUGGAAAAUAACUUCACCCUACUCAACAGCUUCUGGUUCGGAAUGGGGUCCCUGAUGCAGCAAGGGUCUGAACUGAUGCCCAAAGCUCUGUCCACGCGCAUCAUAGGUGGCAUCUGGUGGUUCUUCACGCUCAUCAUCAUCUCCUCCUACACGGCCAACCUGGCUGCCUUUCUGACCGUGGAGCGCAUGGAGUCGCCCAUUGACUCUGCCGACGACCUGGCCAAGCAAACCAAGAUUGAGUAUGGGGCAGUCAAGGACGGGGCCACCAUGACCUUCUUCAAGAAAUCCAAGAUCUCCACCUUCGAGAAGAUGUGGGCCUUCAUGAGCAGCAAGCCGUCGGCGCUGGUGAAGAACAACGAGGAGGGCAUCCAGAGGACGCUUACGGCUGACUACGCGCUGCUCAUGGAGUCCACGACCAUCGAGUACGUCACGCAGCGGAACUGCAACCUCACCCAGAUCGGGGGCCUCAUCGACUCCAAGGGCUAUGGCAUCGGCACGCCCAUGGGCUCCCCAUACAGGGACAAGAUCACCAUCGCCAUCCUGCAGCUGCAGGAGGAAGACAAGUUGCACGUCAUGAAGGAGAAGUGGUGGCGGGGCAGCGGCUGCCCAGAGGAGGACAGCAAGGAGGCUAGCGCCCUGGGCAUCCAGAAGAUCGGCGGCAUCUUCAUCGUCCUGGCCGCCGGCCUCGUCCUGUCCGUGCUGGUGGCUGUGGGCGAGUUUGUGUACAAGCUCCGCAAAACUGCAGAGCGGGAGCAGCGUUCCUUCUGCAGCACCGUGGCCGAUGAGAUCCGUUUCUCACUCACCUGCCAGCGGCGGGUCAAGCACAAGCCGCAGCCUCCCAUGAUGGUCAAGACCGACGCCGUCAUCAACAUGCACACGUUCAACGACCGCCGGCUUCCGGGCAAGGACACCAUGACCUGCAGCUCCUCCUUAACCCCCGUGUUCCCCUAGGCACGGGGGGCGUGGGGACUGCAGGCCUGGGGUGAGGCACAGGGGAGCAGAGGAGACUGGAAGGAGUGCUCCCUGUCCCCGCAUGGGGCUCCUGGUGGGUCAGGAGCCAUCUGUGCGUCCCUAAGCAGGAAACCAGCAGGCCAGCCAUGCAGGCUCCAUUCUCGUUCCUUCUAUGGGUUUCUAGAACUGCCAGCCAAGAUAGCCAUGGCCAAAGGAAGCACACGCCUCUCUCAGGCCAAAUUCACCUGCCCCUCCGUUCUCCGGUGGAGUUGGAAGUUCCUGCGAAGCUCCCUGCAGGGGCCACAGAAAAUAGGAGAUACCUCUUCCCCAAGAGCCUGGGCCCCCAGGCAUGACCUGGAGACCAGAGACACGAACCUUGGGCGUCUUGAGGUCGCUAUGGCAUGGUUGCCGGUGGGAGCCGUGAUGAGGGCUGGCCAUCCCAAAUGCAUGGACCGAACAGACUGACCACAGGGUCCUAGCCUUCUGGACUUGAUGUCACUCACGGCAGCCCCCGUCUGGGCGAAGCUGAAGGGGAACAGAGGAGUCUGGGAAAGAGAAGGAAGACAGAGGCCGCCAUUUUGGAUUCUGGUGGACAAUUUCCUGAUGGCUCUCGCUACUCUAGAAAGUCUCCAGGAAGUUGGGGAAGUAGCACAGAAAAUCCUCCCCUGCGUUCUGGCCACAGAGAGGACCCUCAGUCUCACGACAGAUGCCCCGAGACUCAGCUGGUAUCUGACGCCCAUAGGCUCUCAAGCCACCUGCUGCCACCUCGCUGGCUCACGUCUCUUCCAAAUCCCUUUAGCAUGGGGGAGCCUGGGAUCUGUGCAGCUCCCCGUUCCUGACCGGCUGGCCUCAGCCUCCCUUCAUGGUCGUGGAAGGAGAAGAGUGGCCAGGAUUGAAGUGACCAUCACGACACCUCUCUGCAGAAGAGCGCUCUCGGUCUGCCACAGGCUGACGUCGGGGUCCGCUGGAAAGGCCGGUGGAGACGUAGGAACCCCUUGCCUCCUAGCUUCACCAGACCUAAAUAUGCACCCCAGGGGAAGGAAGCUUCCUGGGCCAGGCUGGCGUAGCUGGCAGAGGCCCCAAGAGUGGAGAGACAGAAGCUGCCUCCCGGAGAGUUAGCCAAAGACCCCACCCAGAGACACAGGCCGUGAUGGUCUCUUGUCCCGAUUGCUGUGAGCCUGUGGACCUGGGCAGAGACAGCAGAGAAGCAGCAGUCGGCGGGGUCCCAGCCCGGGGGUUGCCCGAGGACCUGCGGGUUGCAGCUUGCUGUGAUGAGUGCCCUAGAGGUCUGUGACUAGAACGUGAAGGUCAGGUGCAAAGUGUCCUUAAAGAGAGCGUGACGUGACGGGGCCUGCCAGCUCCCUGUGAGCCAGGCAGGGGAUCGAGGCUGCAGCCACUCCCUGCCGCCUGUCUCUUGGUGCUGCCUGGGGAGCCUGGCUGCGGAAGAGCUGCACUGGGUUCUCAGGGGCCUUCGCAGCUGGGGUAAGGAGCAGCUGUAGCUGAACAGGAGACCCUGGGGAUGGGGUGGGGCCCGUCCCUCCUCUACUCUGUGAGCUCCAGGGCUCCGCCCCCUGCUGCAGCCCUAGUCAGCUGUAGUCAGCCCUGCCUGACACGGAAGGAUAGGAGAAGCCAUGCUGAGUGAGCGCUGGGCAUGGGGGAAGGGCAGAGCAGGGUGUGGGGCACAGUCCAGGGCGUGCAAUAACCAGAGGCUCGACUAGGACUGUGUGUGUUAACACGUUUGCGCACCUCCCCACCAGUGAACUGAGGAUAAGGGAGAUGAGUCUGGACCGGCAGCAGGAGCCCCAUCUAUGUAAAAACCAGGAGAAGCCAUGUUAAGAAGGGGAACUGGUGAGCAUGUGUGUGCAUGCGUGCAUGCAUGAGUGUGUGUGUGUGCGUUUGUGCACUGAAGGGCACAGGAUGGAGGCAAGAGAAAGCCUGCAGCAUGGCCACAUGUGUCUAAGAAGAGAAGCCAUGACCUCAAAGGCCUACAUGCAAGUGUGUGUACACAGGCGUGUGCAGGCUGGGUGUGCAAGGAGCCGGGGGAGCAGGCAGCCAUGCAACACGGAUCAGUGCAUGCUGCACGUGAGAAGCCCUGUGGCAGAGGAGUUUGUGAGUGUGCUCACGUGUGUGUUCCAGCUCACGGCAGGAGCAGAGACAGACAGCCAGUAGGGAAGGCAAGCGUCAAGGCCCCCCGUCGUGGGCAGACAUUUGUCACGGAGGUUUCUGCAUGGCGUGGGCAGAUGCACAGGGACACGGGCCACACGGGGAGAAAGCCUUCAGGGGGAGCUCAUGGCUGGUGCCUCUUUUGCUAUUUGAAGGGCAAACAUUUUUUUGUUUUUGUUUUUGUAGUUCCCAGAAAACAGGGUUCUUAUGAAGGUACCUGUCAGUUCGCCGCCACCAAGCACAGUCACCCACAGUCUUACUUUGUACAACAGUUUCAUAGCACAUCCACACCCACAUCACACACACACAUGUGUGCUUUGUGCAUGAUGCUCUAUGAAUGUGUCAUGUCCUUCUGAGGCUAUGCACACAAGUAGAUUGUUAUGGGAAGAAGCAAGGGAAGUGGUGUGGGGUAGGUUUUUUCUUACAAGGAACAAGGAAGGAUGGCUGAAUAGAGGCACAAUUCAGUGUCUGGACUCCCCAAGGGAGUGGGUGGCAGGCUGCAUGAGCCCCUUCCUUAUGUCCCUGGGUGCGGCUCAGGUUCAACCUAUGCCUGGUGUCCUGUGUUGGUCCUAGAGACCAGAGCAGCGGAGACCAGCUCUGCCCGAGUCUGAGCUGGGUCUCUCCCAGGCGGCUGCAGGUGAUGCUACACCUGUGCUGUGGGAGGGGCGGCCAGGGGGCGUUCCCGGUGGAGCAGACCGUGUCACUGAAGUUGAGACCUGCCGUGCCGGGGAUAUCGUGCACGCCUGAGCACCCACGAGAGGCACUGACCGAUGAGUGGCAGAAAGCGUAGGAGCAGAAGGCGGGAUUCCGCCAAGCAGGUGCUGCCCUGUCCUGCCCGGUCCCACGUGCCAGACCUGAACACAAGAGAGCCCCCGCCUCGCCUGCAACGCUAGUGCCUGCUCUCCGUCUGCUCCGGCUGGCCACGUGGAGGGGUGGCAUCGAGAAGAUGCCUGCACCUGCCAAGACACUGGGUCUUUGCACAAAGAGUGCCCCGUUAUGUCCGCUCCUGACCUGUUGCUGGCUGCUGUGCUGCAGGUGGCCCCAAGACAACCCUGAGAGCUGUCACUGUCCAGGCGGCCUGCUCUGCAAGGGCCCCCGAGAGAACUGCCCCCUGGCCCAGGAAUGGGGCUCUGAAAUUCUGAAGGAGGCAGAGCCGCCCCCUCCUCACCGCCUCACCCUGAAGAGCACAUCCUGGCCCCCUCCCCCAGGCCUGGCCCUGGAAGAUGGAAACCCUGGCCUGGGACGAGAAAGGCCCAAGAGGCUAGAAGCCGCUGCCCUCUGAAACGCCAGGAACACUGAAGUCAGACGGGGGCACACAGUCACCCGGAAGAGCCAGGAGCCCCUCCCUGCAUCUUCCAGGAGCUGCUAGCAGGGGGCCGCUGACUGCUGCUCCAUCGCUCAGCAUGAAGUCCCCACAAUCCCAAGCCGUUCCCAGCUAUCCACACGAGCUGUCUCCAAACAGGCCAGACUUUCCGGCCACUGUCCGUGGCCUGGGUGGCCACACACCUGGAAAGGGCCUGGCAAUUGGGAGCCACAGCUGCACGAAUCGAACAUCUGAGUCUGGGCCCAGAACCACGGAUGCACGCAAGCCCUGGCGGCUCCAGCUCUGCCGGGGGUGGGGGGUGGGGAGGGGGUGGUCUCUGGAUCAGGCACAUCUGGAAGGCCUAGGCAGGGUGGGUGCACAUCUGGAACGAGCCCAGUCACUCACCAGGAUGGAAGGGCCCUGCCCUCUGUCCCCAAGGCGGUUUGCAUCCAGCCCUCAGGUCAGUUCUGGUGUUGCCCUGGGGUUUAAGUUCCAUGUGGAGUCACAAAACUGUUUUAGGUAGAAGGCUACUGUUCUGUACAAUAUAUAUAUGAAUGUAAAAUAUAUAUAUAUAUUCUGUAUAUAUAUAUAUAUAUGCACAGUGUACAUAUGACCUGCAGCCCCUGUGUAUACACCCCUCCCCCGCACGUCUGCACACACAGAGCGUACGCAACCCAGCCAGUGUGGCUGGGGACCAGGUGAGAGGCGGGCGCGCAGCCGGGUCCGAGGUGGAAGGUGCAGAGAUCCCCUUGGCAAUGGGGAAGGCCUCACCUCCAUCUGAGCCGCAGACCCUGAGGAAGACAGGGCAGAAGUGCACAGGGCUGCCGGGGAGGUGGAGAUGGGCAGGGGUGGCCCAGGGCCCUGGUCUCCUCCUGGGAGCCUGAGGCAGGACAGCUGGGAGGCUCCAGUGCCAGGACGGAACUCGAGUGCCCAGGCAGUUCACAGCAAGCCGAGGACUGGGAGAGGGCCCCUCCCCAGGCCUCCGUGCAGCCUUUGCAGAGUCCCCAGGUAGGUGCCAGGCUCCACCUGUCGUGCCCCCAAUCCUCACCUGCACACACAUACAGAGGUCACAUCUAGGUCAGCCCCAUGGGAAAAGCAUGGCCCAAGGGUGUUCCCAGCAUGCAACACCACAUCCUCUGGCCCCGGUGGUGGGCCCUGCCUUCUAGAACAGAGAGGGCAGAUCACCCUCGACUGUGUCUAUUUCACAGAUCGGAACACUGAGGCCUCCAGACAUGGGGACGCAGCCAUAGACUAGAGUGAAACGCCAGCUGAGAGCAUGCCCCGUCUCCCAGAGCCGGGGACCCAGGCAGAUGAGAGGCGGGAGGGCACGUUCUGCCCCAGCAGAGCCCAGGCCAUCUGCCUGCCCCUCUCCCGUCGGCCACUCUUCCCCAGCAGGGCACCCAGCAGGUAGCAGGCCUCUGGCCUUGGCUUGCCCGGAGCUGUCUGUUCGCAGUUCCGGUCCCAGAGCCCCUUCAUGGGCCUGAGCACUGCUGGGGCACACCGGGAGGAGGAGACCCAAGCCGGGGUUUCCUUGGGGUCAGGAACCCUCCCCCAGCUUCGGCCCCAGGUUCCCAUCCUGUGGUCCGCUCCUAUCCCUGGGUCCGCCUGCAGGGCCCCCGGCCAAGCGUGUCUGAAUCCAGCCCCUGCCAAGGGCCUUGUCCUGGCUCCCCAGGGACCUCCGUGCCACUGUGCUCCAAGUCUCCAGCCCGCCUCUGCCGGGGCCUACUUCCUGCCUGAACCCUCCAUGGCAGAGCCCCCCGCCAGCACCCUGGGCCUGCGAGAGCCCCGGCCUGUCCCUCCACCCAGUCCGGCGUGCCUGGACGCCCCCACGGUUCCCACACACUGGUCUCUGGGCCAUUCAGGGGAUACCCUUUGUGGACAUGCAGAAUUUCUAUGAAUAUAGUUUUUUGUAAACAUUUUGUAACAAUUUGGGUUUCAUAGUAACUGUGUUACUUGCCAAUCAUUCUAGGCUGAUGUAAAUAAAUUUCCAAACAAAUCCGAUUAUUUUCCUUUUUAAGACACUGUGAUAUAUCCAAGUGCACAGUUUGCUGUAUGAAGUAAUAUGGUUUUAAAUUUUAAAUAAAGAGAUGUUUCUAGAAAACAA
This is a messenger RNA of Oryctolagus cuniculus (rabbit), 8463 nucleotides long. It is a transcript of the gene GRIK3, whose product is annotated as glutamate ionotropic receptor kainate type subunit 3. Gene Ontology annotation, biological process: monoatomic ion transport. Gene Ontology annotation, cellular component: membrane. Gene Ontology annotation, molecular function: signaling receptor activity; ligand-gated monoatomic ion channel activity. Lineage: Eukaryota; Metazoa; Chordata; Mammalia; Lagomorpha; Leporidae. The record is from RefSeq and is a predicted model, not a curated record.